This is a messenger RNA of Plasmodium reichenowi, 453 nucleotides long. RefSeq lists its product as hypothetical. Bases 1 to 453 code for a protein of 150 amino acids. The transcript has a single exon. Lineage: Eukaryota; Apicomplexa; Aconoidasida; Haemosporida; Plasmodiidae. The record is from RefSeq and is a predicted model, not a curated record.
AUGAGUAAUGUAAAUAAAGAAAAGAGACUACUACUUUUAAUUACGCGUGUGAAUAUGCUGAUAAAUUUAUUACAGACAAGAUUAGCUUAUCCAUUAAUAUAUCCAUUUAAUACUACAGCAUUGAAUAAUGAGAAAUCUCUGAAUUUAUAUUUGGAAAAGUUAAGGAAGGAAGGAAAUUUUGAUGAGCAAACAUUUAUGAAAUCCUUAGGCUUUAUUACCCCUUCUAUUAUAUGCUUAACAAAAUUAGUAUAUAUCUUAAAAGCAGGUUAUUCACUUUGUAAUUACACAGGAGUAAAUAAUAAAAUGAUAUAUAUAGAAAGAAAGAAUAACAAUAAAAAGGUGAACCUGUUAAAUGAACAUGAGAAAAAAUUACAUUUAUUGAAACCCCAAGUGUGGAGAUUACUCAAACCAAACGACGAAAUGAACACGAAACAUUUAAAAUGGAGAAAAUGA